This is a messenger RNA of Paramecium primaurelia, 301 nucleotides long. The record is from the annotation of a GenBank genome assembly. Lineage: Eukaryota; Ciliophora; Oligohymenophorea; Peniculida; Parameciidae.
UAUUUUUAAUUAUCAUUUAUUUAUGGAAGAGGCACGUGAUUUUUAACAUGUUGGUUAAAAGAUACUAACAAUCGAUAAGUUGUGUUAUAAGAAGUGUUUGAAGAAUUAUGAACGAGCUAUGAACGUUAAGGAAGAAGCCUGCUUAAGUAUUAAACAUUUUGAUCAUAGAAAAUUGUUUAGCCAAAGUAAUCAAUGGAAUAGAUUUUCUACAUAAUCUUAAUAACAAAGGAGGUUUGGAUAGAGCACCAUUUAAAACUGAAGGGGGUUUCUGGUCAAAGUGAGAGUUUAUUAAUAUUUAUUA